CACCCUUUUUGGAUAAUUGUAUAGUUGUAAGAUUUCCAGCUCAUCCUGGUACAGCCAUGGAGGGUCUUGAGCAGCUUGACAUGGUGGGUGAUAUCAGCCCAGCUCUGGAGGCCACAGAGGACUUUAUCCACUGCAUGGAUAGGAUACAAGGCCAAGGUUCAAGCCAGGCCCAAACAGGGAACCUUCAGCCUGCCAGGCAGUCUAAGCAGCUGCAGGAGGUCUCCAGUACAGCUCUGGGCAAGCUGAGCUCCAGCGGUGUGUGGAGCCUGCUGGCUGGAGAGCAGCCAGAGGUGGGGCCUCUAGGCCUAGCAUGGGCUGAUAACUUCAGUGUUUUGGGGCUAGGGAUGGGUUUGAGGCAUGGCAAGAGAAGCCGAGCACGCUCCACCAAUGACCUGGCUGCCCAUACCAAGGAGUGCACCAACAACACCACCAACUCCUCAUCUAACUCGGCCUUUAAGAAGGGACACAGCCGGUCCAGGUCAGAUGUGCACUACCGUCCGUCUGCCUGCACCGACAAUGGAUUGCCCACAGUGGACUGCAACACCCUGAAGAAUAUGAUCCUCAACCACCAGCAAGAGGCUGAUAAAAACAGCAGUAACAGUGUGGUGAAGCAGGGUGAGAUGGAGCAGCGUGAAGGGCCCCGAGGCCGCUGGACAACCUGCCAUGUCGAGCUGACGCCUUGCGAGCUCCGCCUGUACACUCUGGACAGCAGCGCCAACCGCCAGCUGGGCACUGCCUACUCACUGUCACACUGCCAGAGCGUCAUCUCUCCAGCUCCCUGCAGCCAGCCCAGCCAGAUCACCCAGCCCGCAGACCAACGCACGCUUCAGGCUGUCUUCUUCAAUAGCACACGUCUUCAGCUGAGGGCGGCCAACCAAUGGGAAGCCAUGGAGUGGAGAAGGUUGAUUUUGGAGAAGGUGCAGGCAGCCAGACCCAUCAGGCAGGAGAAUCACCAGCAUAAGAGCGGAGUGGAAAAUCAGCAGGUCGCCAAGUUUCCUGCACCCAUGUCACCCUCUUCUUCGCCCUCUCCGUCUGGGCUCGACACCAGGCCUGAUGGCGAAAGCGACACCCCCACCUCAGCAGAGGCAUCCCUCAUUCUUCCGCUGAAUUCUGGUGUCCUGAGCAGACCCACCACCCUGCCCUUGUUCACGCAAUGCUGCCAGGAUGUUCUGAAAGCUGGUCUGCUGUACCAGCUGACGGAUCAGAACAACUGGCGAGCCUUCACGUUUGUCCUCACCAGAUCUCUUCUCCAGGCCUUCCCUACCGAAGGCCGUGGGUCUGUUUCCCAACCUGUCCUCCAGUACUCCCUGGCAUCCUGCAUUGCUGUGCAACAUGAUCAUAAGCCGGAGAAUGGAGAGCCAUGGACAGAUGAAGGGGAAUUCUUCCAGGCUGUUUUCCCCACUGAGGUACUUCGACUUCGUGCUGAUGGUCAUCUUAAGGCCCAGGAGUGGGUAGAGGCCUUGCAGGAGGUUGUCAGAACACAGCAGCCUGCACAAGAAGGGACAGAAUCAGGAGAAGGACCUCCUGGUCUCCAAGGGGUGCUAUUGCGAUCAAAUCCAUCUAGGGACAGGAGGCAAAGGGAAGCCCAGAGAGCCAAGCGGCAGUCAGUCACCACCAGUUUCCUCAGUAUUCUCACCUGUCUGGCUGUGGAGAAGGGGCUCACUGCUCAGAGCUUCAGGUGUGCAGGUUGUCAGCGUCCAAUCGGUCUCUCCAGAGGAAAGGCAAAGGUCUGUUACUAUAGUGGCUGGUACUACUGCCAAGGCUGCCAUCAGGACAACUCUUUUCUCAUCCCAGCACGCCUGCUGCACAACUGGGACACCAGCAAGCACAAGGUGUCUAAACAGGCCAAGGAGUUCCUGGAGUUUGUGUAUGAAGAACCACUGCUGGACAUCCAGCAGCUGAACCCCUGUCUGUAUGAACACUGUGAGCCUCUGAGCAUAGUCCUGCGUCUCCGUCAGCAGCUCCAGUCACUGCGGGCCUACCUGUUCAGCUGCAGAGCAACCGUUGCUGAGGACCUCAGACGAAGGAUUUUCCCCAGGGAAUACCUCCUCCAGCACAUCCACCUGUACUCACUGGCUGACCUGCAGCAGGUGAUUGAUGGAAAACUGGCUCCCUUCCUGUCCAAGGUGAUCAAGUUUGCCAGCUCACAUGUCUUCAGCUGCAGCUUGUGUCGAGAGAAAGGCUUCAUCUGUGAGCUCUGCCAAAACGGGCAGGUCAUCUACCCCUUCCAGGAGAACGCCACCCGGAGGUGUGACAGCUGUGGCGCCGUUUUCCACGCAGAAUGUCGACAAAGAGCUCAGCCAUGUCCUCGCUGUGUUCGCCGGGAACUCCACCACAAGAGACCAUCGUCCUUUUGGUCACCUGAUGAUGACAGCCCCGGAUGUUUCCACCUGCCCUACCAGGACACCUGAGACAAACACCCACAGGAGCCAUAACAAACAGGGCGCCGCCGCCCAGCCAUUAUCCUGGACAACAAGGGCCUGUUUCUCUGAUUUGUGUGUGUCUGCGGGAUGGACCUUGUGACAGUAGGGACCGGGGAGUGGACUCGGAGCAUUUGAUGCAGCAUCAGGUUUGUGUUUUUGUGUGUGGACACGCCUGAGCUGAGCGCCCUUUGUCUUGCUGUAAAAAGCAGGAAAAAAAAAAACUAAGAACUGCUGAGUCAGGCUUUACAGAUCAAACUACUCUCAUUUCGUCGUCCAGCAAACAAACCGAUCAUCCUCUGCCAUCUUCAUCCCCACUCCUCAUCCCUAAAUUCCAAUCUCCAGGAGUUAGACGUGCAUAACCACAGCUGAAAAACUGGAGAAAUUCAAGCUUAAAGAUGAUUAUUGUAACCACCUGCUCUCAAAGUCCUGCUUAGGUUUAGCAAUGAAAUGAGUAGUCAGUAGACAGAAAACUAUCUUGGCAAUGGAUUUAUCAAAAAAAAUGCAAAAUUUGCUGCUCUCUUCUGAGUGAAAUAAGCAAAUUUUAAAUUCCCCUUCCUGUGGGAACAUGCAAUGUUUUUGCCUUUGUUUACAGACGAAAAUACAGAAUAAUUGAAAAUGAAUUUGUGUGUAAUGAAAAUACGUUAACUCAUGUUAAAGUGACAGACCACUCAAACCUUCACACACGGUAGCCUUGAGCAGGUUUUUUGUUCCUUUCAGAACUUGUAUUUAUGUCAGCCACAGUGCAGUCAAGGGUAACUUUUUUUUUUUUGUUCGUGGGUUUUCUUGAACAGUCCUGCAGCACAAUCAGCUAUUUUACUCACCAUGUCCCAAACAUUAUAUUUGCUAUAACACUGUUAAAUUCACUUCUUUGAAGGGGUGAAUCCAAGCCUGAAGCUCACAACUAUGUUUUUUGUGAUCUCCAGAAGACUCACAAGAUUAUUGAUCUGAAAGAAAAGGUGUGUUGACGCAGGUGAAACACUGCAGAGUGGUUCAUAUCAACUAUAAGACCAGAUUUCACAACUCUUGAAAAUUAUCAAGGCCCUCCUUCUACUUCAGUGCAAUAAUCUCAAAGUAAACAGAAGAAAAACAGGGUUCGCGUUAGAAGUGAUUGACUCUGAAUGAGCACUCGCUGUCAGUGGAUGGCGCUGCGUUGCCCAGCAAAUUGUUGCAUUUGGUUCUUUAGAUGAAAAAUGUCAUAGAUUGUUGUGGAGAGGUUCAAACUCCAUGAAUUAAUUUACUGUAAAUUCUCCCACUGCUUGUGGUUUUCAAAAGUUAUCAAGCACGGAGGACACUAGUCGCAUUAACAGUGCACGUUAAACACUGCAGAAAGUUAAUAAACAACCCGUUUUGAAAUAAUAUGAUUAUUGUCACACAUUAGCUUGUUCCAUGAUUUCCAAAACAUCUUAAACUUUAGAGUGAUGAGAGGAGUCUUUAACUAUUUCCUGAGAUAUAAAGACAUAUUGCUUCAUUGGUUAAUUGACAGUGGAGAAUAAUAAUCAGCUAAAAUUAUUAUUUAGCCUUUUUCAGUCGGUAAACUGCAGUUUUGUGCUAACAUUUGGGACACAUGGAUGAACAGAGGGAAGUGGAUUCUGCUGCAGGGCUGUUUUACAGCAGUGACAUUUACUGUUUGACUAAAUCCAAACUGACCAAAGCUGCUGCUGCUCUGAAGAAGCAAAAAAAAAAAAACCCCAAACAUUUAAUUACAUGUUCAAGUCUACAGGCAGGGUGUUAAUAUAAUAAAAAUAAUAGCUGUGAUUUUAAGUAUGAAAAUCCUUCCAUCCUUCCUCCCUCCUGGUUAUAACGCCUCUCCUCUUUUUUCCCCUCAAACUAAGUUAUUUACAAUUUCUCCUCACUCGUUUGGUCACUGUUUAUUUAAUAGAAAUAUCAAAUGCAAACAGACUUCAGUUAAAAGGGGCUCUGUCGGUGUGUUUGGGCACAUUUUCUUCCCUCCAUCAGUCUGACUGUAAAAUAACAAAGGGGCAAUAAUCUACUGUAACUUAUUCUUUCAUUGUUGCCUUUUUCCUUCCUGUGUGAUUCUACUUCCUGUUGUGCUUUAUUCAUGCAGAAUCUAUCAAACAUGAUAGCAGCUUUAGCGUUUUAGUAUCUCUAUGCAACCUAGAUGGCCUUUAUAACCCACAGCUCUGAUGUGUAAAGGUCUGGGAACAUUUUUGUUUUCUUUACAAUGCUGCACCAGCGGUGUUUACAUCCAGUUUUAAGUAUAUAAUAACAUAAUAAUAAUAAUUUAAAGAAAACUGAUUGUUUCAAUCAGCAGGUUGUGGCUGUUAAAUUAAUUUCAUGUUUUCUUUGCUGAUUUAGGAUUAAAUUAAAAUCAAAUGAAAGACGGUAAAAUCUGCAUCUGGUGAUCAGUUAAAGCUGCACUCUGAUUUUAAAACAUAUUGCAAAGCAGGAAUUAAUGAAUUUCUCAACAUCUUGAAUUCAUGGACUGCAGCUUUAAUGCUCAAUAUGCCAAAACAUUUAAUGUGUGCACAAGCAUAGCUGCCGUUUCUUUGUUAUACUUUUAAUUUUUUUUAUUUUAAAAAAUUGAGAUCUCAGAUUUUUCCCAUCUGUCCAUUCUUAUCUUCUUUUUAUCAGCUUCUUUGAGCCAUACAAAAAAAAUCAUGUCAACUUUGAAAUGUGACAAACUUCAGCUCAGCUGGUUUUGAUUCAGGAUUGUGUGUUUUUGUGAGCACAGAGAUCGGACAGUUACACGUAUUUAUGAAGCACACAGGAUACUGCACACUGAAGCUCAGUAGGCUCAUGUAGUUUAAAAGAAAAGUACACUGAUGUUUGAGCUAAAAUGAAAUGAUUAUAUUUUAUUUUGAUUUGUUUUGUUUUGUUUUUGUGUUGUUCUGAAGGUCAUAACUGAAGCCACGACAGGUGAUAUUAAAAAUGAAGUGUUUAACUUGUUGUCUGAUCGUGCCUGCUGCAUAAAAAACAAAAGUUUUUGGUUUUUAAUAAGUAUUUUUGAUUAUAGUUUGUGACUGUGAAGGUUUAUUUUUUGUUUUGAAAUCAUGCUGUUUUUUGCACGGUAGAGCCCAGCAGGUGUCAAAGGUCAUUUUGUAAAUGACUGUUAUUGUUUAUCACACAGUUCAGAGUUCUGCAAGGGACUAAAUCGCGAGCAAUCAGACCAAAAUCCAACCACAAAAGUGAGGUCAUCUGCACCCAGUUUCAUAAAGAGCAUAACCAAACUUCAACCUGGCCCAGUGCAACCAAACACCUUAUAUUCCUGUCACUGAUUGCAAGAUUUUUUUUCAUUGUUUAGGUGCUAUUUUUGCAAAACCUGACAUCAUAAGACUAAAAUAUUACACACUGCAAAAGGAAACAAUUCUUACAAGAGUCUUGCAAGAAUGUUUUUGUGGUUUUGUUUUGUUUUUUUUAAUUACACAUACCAUCAGCUAAAUAAGUACACCAGUGAUGCCCUGAUAAUAUCAAUUAAAAACACUAUAGGAUACAGCUUUUGUGUGUGCAGGGACAGGCAGCUUAUACACACUUAUCCAGAAGUAUUGACUCUGUAUUCUGAAUAAUGCACAACACUGUAUUAAUAAGGGAAUUAAUAAGUGUGUGUGCGUGUGUGUGUAUGUGGGUGGGGAGUGGGGGGUAAGUAUUCAUUCCACAAACAAAAGUGAAACAGUGGAAAAAAUCUUUUGUGCUAGAAAACAAACAACAAAAUAAAUUAGUCCUAAUCUAACCAUAUUUAUGGGUCAGUAUCACCUGGAAUUCCAUAUCGGAAUGUAAUACACUGAGUUGUGUAUAUGUGGAAAGUGGGUUAUAAAAUUAUAAACUGUGUAAAGCAAAAAAACAUGCAUUUACUUUGACCAACUUGCUAAAUGAAUUGGCUGCAAGUGUUUCAGAGAGAAUAAUAAAUGUAUUAAUAACAUUUGCACUCAAACAAUUACUGUAAAAACUUGAUACGGCACAUUUUCGCACAGCUUGGUAAUAAUGUGGUGAUAGUGGGGUAAGAAGCUGGCAACUGACGGUAAUAAUACAGAAAUAAGUUAUUACUGCUUAAUUACCAAAGUAAUGAUCUUGUAUCAACAGUGGUUAUAAAUCUGAGUACACUUUACUCGAAUGCUAUCAUUAGGUUCAUAUUUGUGGAUCUGAGUGAAAUGGAUGGAAAAUGUAGCACAGAGAUUUAUAUAGUUACUUUGUGCUCAAUUCUAAUUAGUAAAUGUUAUUAUGCUAACACACUAUGAACUAAGAUGAUGACCAUAUGCAUGUUACACAUGAACUUCUUGGAAGAGUCGUCUUAAACAGCUCAAAGCACAAAUAUAGCCUCACACUGAUGCGCGCACAUAUCAGAUCUGUUUGUACAAGCGAACAAGUCUUUCAGCUAAAUGAUUAUAUUGGUUUUUGUUCCAGCUGUCUAAAAUGACACAUACAGCUCAUGAAAUAGCAGAUAGGAGCCACUUCAGUUUAAAAGAAAUGGCAAAGUCUGCAUUAGGAAGCAAAAGUCAGGGAGGGUGGAGGUUCCACAAAUACACAGUUUACACAAGACUUGAGUUUGACUCUCAUGUUGGGUCAUUUUCACUUGCUCUUUAGUGGUUUUUGUGGCAAACUUUUUUUUGUUUGUUUUUUAUUUCCUAAAAUUACAAAACAUUUUCUAACAGCUCUCUUUUUUUUUUUUAAGCCCACAACGUGCAUUUUACAUGCAGUUACUCACACGACCUAUAGAGGUCGGUCCCUUGAUUUUAAAAUGUGACUAUAAAUCGCAAAAAACGGCUUGUAUGCAUGUCUUAUCCAAUUUUAUCCAGUCUCAAAGUGAAGCAUGCGCUACAUGUUGUUACAAAGCUAAUAAGUUUUGAUUUACUGACAUGAAUCAGAUUGUUUGGGGGGUAUUUUUUUAGAUAUGGAAAAAGCCAAAUCUGGAUAGAUUUUAAUACUGGAAACUGAAAAAAGCAGAACUGGCAAACACAAACACAGAGAGGCGUCCAAUUAGUCAUCACAGUAAGAGGUGCGCAUACAUCCUGAAGACAUUUGCUAAUAUGCAAAUUGCCACAACUGCAAGUUGAAAUCAUGUGUUCACGAGUCAUAAUAAUGCCAGUCCUUACCUGCUACAAACAAAAUGAUAACAGUGACAUUAAUAUCUACUUUACUUGGAUAUUUUGUUGGUAAUUAAGUGGUAAUAAUGCUCCAUCUUAUUGCCUGUAUUACCAUAUUAUUAUUGAGCUGUAACCGAAAGGGCAACCUUAACUAUUUUUAAAAGGCAAAGGGGACAUGAAGUUCUGUUGCUCCAGUAUUUUGAUACAUUUUUAAUAGCACAUAAGUUACUAGUUUGCGUGCAUAACUGUCAUAAAGUUUAAAAAAAGAAAAGAAAAAAAGAUAAUAACCAAAUACCUGCUGGGCCUAUAAUUCGCCACAAUGUAGCUAGAGUUACUUGAUUGUGUACUUUAAGAAAUGUAUUCAAUUAUUUUCUUUUAAUGCUGUUUUUUGAUUUGUGCAAGUACACGUUUGUUUAUUUGAUUUUUAAACAUAACUGCAACGUCUGUGCUUUCCCAGCUGUUUUCACAUGACUGCAGUGUCAUCCUUCCUCAUAACCUCCAGGCUAAAAUCCUAAGUUGAAAUUUUAAGGCAGUUUUAUGACUGAGUUAGGAUCGUUUUCUUUGGGUACAUGACUUGAAAAUUUGUUUUAUGUUUCAGGCUCAUGGUGAUCACUGCAGUAUGGUCUUAGAGAACAGUAUAUUGUACAGUAUUUAAGCACAGUAGCUGGACUGGAAAUCUUUUGCACUUUUUAAGUUUUUUAUUAUCCUUUAUUUUUUAUCACAUCCAAAUUCUGAUGCAAAUACAGGGAGUUGUUCUUUUUUCUCUCUUAUUUAAUCAGCCUUUCCUGAUGUCUGAUUUUGUUCAAAUUUAUCUGCUAGCCACUGAUGCCAAUAAAGACAAACCUCUCAACAGUGAAA
Messenger RNA from Archocentrus centrarchus (flier cichlid), 8320 nucleotides. It is a transcript of the gene plekhm3, whose product is annotated as pleckstrin homology domain containing, family M, member 3. NCBI's taxonomy places the organism in Eukaryota, Metazoa, Chordata, Actinopteri, Cichliformes, Cichlidae. The transcript has 7 exons. Bases 57 to 2411 code for a protein of 784 amino acids. The record is from RefSeq and is a predicted model, not a curated record.